Molecule: messenger RNA, 1100 nt
Organism: Auanema sp. JU1783
Lineage: Eukaryota; Metazoa; Nematoda; Chromadorea; Rhabditida; Rhabditidae
Source: the annotation of a GenBank genome assembly
AUGAAUCAUCCAUCAAAAAAGCUUAAAGAGCUUGCUCCAUAUGCUCUUCAUUUAGCCAUGGUGGUGGCUGUGGCCAUCUAUGUUGUAGCCGGCGCUUUUGCUAUCAGAGAGAUUGAAGCUUCACCAAAAGUUCAGGAAGCAGCCUUGUCUCGAUUGAAGAGAGAACAUCAGCCUCAGCAUGAACUUCGACGAUUCUCAGCCAACCGAACACGAAGAUGCAUUCUCACAGCUAUAGAGAAGCUGAACAAGUCUCAUAAUUGCUCAAAUAUAGAAGAUGGUCCAUAUUUGGAUAUCGUUGAUAACUGCUAUGAACAUGAUCUCAAAAAAAUUAUUGAACGGAUUAAGCAGAGAAAAAACGAUUAUCUCAAAGUAGAUGAGGGUGAUGAAAGCUCUUCUCAUCCAGAAGAGCUUGAAUACUGGUCUAUCAUGGACUCUGUUUUGUUCUGCUUUACCGUUAUUACCACUAUUGGUUAUGGUAAUGUGGCUCCAAGAACAUUUCAUGGCCGACUAUUCGUAAUAUUAUAUGGAUUAGUAGGAGUUCCAUUUACUAUGUUAGCAUUAGCAAACUUGGGUAAAUUUUUGGCGACUGUUCUUAAAACUUGGACAAAACCUUUCGUGAAUUGUCUUCGACGAUUUGGUCGAAAGUGUUGUCAUCGAAGGUACACAUCAAAAGAGAAACAACGGUUGAUGGAAAAAGAAUCAAAGCAGCCAAAUAAGAUAAUGGAUGAUGAUUCUGAAGAUGGCGAAUCAGAAGCAGCAUCUGAAGAGCCAGACGAUGCCACAACAGAUGGAUUAAUAUUAUUUUUAUCAUUCGUUAUCUAUAUUGUUGUUGGUUCAAUCGUAAUAGCAGCUUAUGAGCCCAAUAUGGACUUUUUCGAGGCAAUCUAUUUCAAUUUUGUAACAUUAACAACAAUUGGAUUGGGUGACUUAGUACCACAGAGUGAAACAUAUUUGGCAAUAACUCUUAUUUAUUGUGCCAUUGGAUUAGCUUUGACAACGAUUGCAAUUGAAAUUGCUGCUGAUGCACUGAAAAAACUUCAUUAUUUUGGACGCAAAAUGGACAAUGUUGCAAAUGUACAAGUGUGGUUUGGUGGAAAAAA